Menidia menidia (Atlantic silverside) is the source of this 4485-nucleotide messenger RNA. The record is from the annotation of a GenBank genome assembly. NCBI's taxonomy places the organism in Eukaryota, Metazoa, Chordata, Actinopteri, Atheriniformes, Atherinopsidae.
UUUCAGGUUGGUAUUCUGCCUCUUUACAUGUGUUCGGGAUGAAGCACCUGUUGGAUACUCACCUCCACCGGUUCCUCUUUCUCCACCUGUUAGGGGCUGUCACAUCACAGGUCAAUCCAGAUGUGUGUCGGUAUCCUCUGGGAAUGUCUGGCGGGCAGAUCCAGGAUGAGUACAUCUCCGCCUCCAGCCAGUGGUCUGAAUCCACCGCAGCCAGAUACGGCAGGUUAAAUUGUGAGGAGGGCGAUGGCGCCUGGUGUCCAGAGAUAACCGUGGAGCCGGACAACCUGACCGAAUUCCUCCAGAUUGACCUGCGAUCGCUGUAUUUUAUCACCCUUGUGGGGACCCAGGGUCGCCAUGCCGGGGGCAUCGGAAAUGAGUUCACCCAGAUGUAUAAAAUCAAAUACAGUCGUGAUGGCAGCCGCUGGAUUUCGUGGAGAAACAGGCAGGGCAAGCAGGUGAUUGAGGGCAACAGGAAUGCCUAUGACAUCGUGCUUAAGGACCUCGAUCCACCCAUCAUUGCUCGUUUUGUUCGCUUCAUGCCCGUCACCGACCACUCCAUGAACGUCUGCAUGAGGGUUGAGCUCUACGGCUGCGAAUGGCUGGACGGCCUGGUUUCAUACAACGCCCCAGCCGGGGAGCAGAUGAAGCUGCCCACUCACCCCGUUUAUCUCAACGACUCUGUCUAUGAUGGAGCGGUCAUCCACAGUAUGACCGAGGGCCUGGGCCAGCUGACGGAUGGACAGUGUGGGCUAGACGACUUCACGCUCAGCCACAUCUACAACGUGUGGCCGGGGUACGACUACGUUGGCUGGAGCAACGAGAGCUUCCCAAGCGGAUUCGUUGAAAUCAUGUUUGAGUUUGAUCGCGUACGAAACUUCACCACCAUGAAGGUGAGCUCCUUCUUAAAACGGAAGAAUAAUCUCAAAUGGAAACGAGUGCUGCCGCUCAUUGGUUUGACAACGUGCGUGUGUGUCCAGGUCCACUGCAACAACAGGUUUUCCAGGCAGGUCAAGGCCUUCCGACAUGUGGUUUGCUACUUCCGCUCGGAUUCAGACUGGGAGCCCACGCCGGUUUCCUUCAGCCCAGUGGUGGAUGAGAAGAAUCCAAGUGCACGUUUUAUCUCCGUGUCACUGGCCAAUCACAUGGCAAGCGCCAUCAAGUGCCAGUUUUACUUUGCCGAUGCCUGGAUGAUGUUUAGUGAAAUAACGUUCCAGUCAGAUACAGACAUGUACAACACAACUGUGGCUCCACCCACGACAAAGCUUCCUCCGAACCUCAUACCAGAAGAGGACCCGACCCAUAAAGUGGACGAUAGCAACACCCGGAUUCUGAUUGGCUGCUUGGUGGCCAUCAUCUUCAUCCUCGUGGCCAUCAUUGUCAUUAUCUUGUGGAGGCAGGUGUGGCAGAAGAUGUUAGAGAAGGCCUCUCGUCGGAUGCUGGAUGAUGAACUAACUGCUAGUUUGUCAAUACAGAGUGAGACAUUUGGCUACAAUCAUAACCAGUCACGCACACUGAGUGAACAGGAGUCUAAUUCCACCUAUGAGCGCAUAUUCCCGCUCGGUCCAGACUACCAAGAACCAUCACGGCUCAUAUGUAAGCUGCCAGAGUUUGCCCAGAGCUCAGAAGAGCCCGCCAGUACAGCAACCUCAAAAUCCAACACGACCACUGUGGUCCAGGACGGCGUCCCUCACUACGCAGAGGCGGACAUCGUCAACCUGCAAGGCGUGACCGGAGGCAACACAUACGCCAUCCCUGCAGUCACCAUGGAUCUGUUGUCGGGAAAGGAUGUUGCCGUGGAAGAGUUUCCACGGAAACUCCUCACUUUUAAAGAGAAGUUGGGGGAGGGCCAGUUUGGAGAGGUCCAUCUGUGUGAGGCAGAGGGAAUGCAGGAGUUUAUGAACGAAGAGUAUUUGUUUGACAUCCCAGAGGACCAGGCAGUCUUGGUGGCCGUGAAGAUGCUCCGUUCAGAUGCCAACAAGAACGCUAGGAACGACUUCCUCAAGGAGAUAAAGAUCAUGUCACGUUUAAAGGACCCCAACAUCAUUCGGCUGCUCGCCGUGUGCAUCUACAGCGACCCCCUCUGUAUGAUCACAGAGUACAUGGAGAAUGGAGAUCUCAACCAGUUUCUGUCUCGCCACGAACCUGAGGGACAGCUCGCCCUGCUCAGCAAUGCACCCACUGUCAGCUUCAACAACCUGUGCUACAUGGCCACCCAGAUAGCCUCGGGGAUGAAGUAUCUCUCCUCUCUAAACUUCGUUCACCGAGACUUGGCAACCAGAAACUGCUUGGUGGGCAAAAAUUACACAAUAAAGAUAGCUGACUUUGGGAUGAGCAGGAACUUGUACAGUGGAGACUACUACCGCAUCCAAGGCAGGGCCGUGCUGCCCAUACGCUGGAUGUCAUGGGAGAGCAUCCUGUUGGGUAAGUUCACCACAGCCAGCGACAUGUGGGCCUUUGGGGUGACCCUGUGGGAAAUACUAAACUUCUGCAAGGAGCAACCCUACUCCCAGCUCACCGAUGAGCAGGUGAUUGAGAACACAGGGGAGUUUUUCAGGGACCAGAAACGACAGAUCUACCUGCCCCAACCUGUGCUGUGUCCGGACUCUCUCUACAAGAUAAUGCUCAGUUGCUGGAAAAGGAACGCAAAGGAGCGGCCCUCCUUCCAGGAAAUACACAAAGCCCUCGUGGAUUUACAACCCUAGCCGCAACCGGGUUUGAGACAGUUAUCCCCAGAGUGCCCAUCUCUGGAAGCAGUGGUGCAUAAUGGGAGAAGCAGAUACAAUCCAGGUCUAAGCUAUCUUGUUUCUGCAGAGAUGCAACGUGUGGGUUGGGGGGUGGGGGCCACCUGUGGGGCUCCAAGCUACCACCUGGGAAUAUAAACUUAACACACUAUAGAGGAGGACUACCAAAGGCGUUGUGUUUCUGUCUCAAUGCAUUAGCACAAAUACACAGACAAAGGGAUAUUCUUAGGAAAAACUACUCCCACAUCCUUCAAACACAAACAAAGGCAAGUUUAAAGACAUGAACUGCGGCCGUGACAUCUGUUGAGGGAGCCAAAAAAUUUUGAUGUAGCAAGUGACAUUUGGCACUUUUGAGUCUAUUUGCAAAUUCCAUGUGUUUUUAGUGGUUUGAGUUUCUCACGUUCCAGUGAUUUGAGUUCAUUGUUGAAGAGCUUUCUUGUGUUUUCAUUUGGAAGACUGCUUGAAUGUAGGGGGAAAGGCGCAGCAAGUUCGCUGCUGUUAGGUUUAAUUUUAUUUCAAGUAUAUCAUCUCAAUUUCAAAUAAAAAUCUGCACAUUCAGCAAAAAGAUAACCGAACACAUGUCUGACUUCUGCCAUUUUCCCACAGGAAUUUCAACAUGACCUGUAUAUGACUGUGUAUUUUCAAUAGAUAAGUUUAAUUCUCAAAUAUAAUUUUUUGUAUUAAUAUUUAUAUGUGCAUAUGUGUCUGAUUACGUAUUGCUGAUAUAUUUGUGUUUUAUAUAUAUAUAUGCCCUGUAACUGGAGUGUUAUAGUUGAUUUGCCUGGUAACGUUUAGGAUUUUGUUUUUCCCUGCUGCAAACCGUCAGACUUUAAUCGAAAAUUGAGAUCUCCACCAUUCUUUUUCUACAAUGAAGCAGAUUUUUCAGGACGCUUGUCGGGAACCAGGCCGUGCCAUGGCUUCUGUGCUCUGUUGGAUCAACCUUGUGUGAAUAACGUCGGUGUUAUUGGGACGAUGUCUGAGUGUGUUGUGGAUGUUGAUAGCUCUUUUUUAAAGUUAUGAAUGCAAAGGAAAUUGGUGCUAUUGAAUGAUGUCUUUAUAUGAGACAAUGGAAGAAGUAGAAAUAGGAAAUACUUCACGUGCGUGGCAGAUGGUGUCGAGAAUGAAGCAUGAAAUCCAACUUAUAACUUAUCUGCAGGUUUUAGUUAUCAGCUCUAAUUUAGAUGGAUCUUUAUGUAACUUUUCAUUUAUUUUAUGCAUUCUGUACUCCUGCUAUUUAUAUUCUGUUCCUUUUUUUGCAUUUCUGGCUUAUGUCUGGUCUGAACCUUCUCUUUUCAGUGCUAAACACAGGCCCACUUCAUAAAUCAAAGAGUUAUGGAUACCCUAUUACAGGACUUUCUAAAUGUUUUUUGAGACACUAUUCUCAUUUCAAGAGAAAAUAAUGCUGAAAUAUUGUUUAAAAUGCUCAUUUUUGAGACAUGUGGUGAAUGUUGUUACUGUGCAAAUGUAAAAGCACCCCGUCACCAUCCUAAUUGGUUGGGUUUUUACCAGAUCUUUGUACUUAAAUGGCUGUCUCUCAGAGAGAAUACUUCAUAUAUGCUGUAAACAAAAGUUAAAGUUUGAUUUAAAAAAAUGUAAAAAUUCACAAAUAAAAUUCAAACAGGGAAUUCGAUCCCUUGCAGGGCUCCUGUUUUAUUCAUCUGGACUGACUCUUCCAUGGCCUGUUCUUGUGGGCGGUCUUCUGAGGCUGAGCUGACUCAUAUCGGGAUCUUAUUGGCUGGGGUGC